Molecule: messenger RNA, 2649 nt
Organism: Artibeus jamaicensis (Jamaican fruit-eating bat)
Lineage: Eukaryota; Metazoa; Chordata; Mammalia; Chiroptera; Phyllostomidae
Gene: PTCD3
Product: pentatricopeptide repeat domain 3
Exons: 24
Coding region: 27-2099 (690 amino acids)
Biological process (GO): mitochondrial translation
Cellular component (GO): mitochondrion
Molecular function (GO): protein binding; ribosomal small subunit binding; rRNA binding
Source: RefSeq, a predicted model, not a curated record
CCAACGUACCUUGCGAAGAGCUAAAGAUGGCGGCAGGCACCUCAAUUCGCUGCCUGAGGGUCCGCUGCAGGCUUCCCCUACCUCUGACGAGUCGGCGGCUAGGUCCACCUGGACAUGCCCGUAGUUGCAGACUUUAUUCUGGAAGUGCAGCCCUCCCAAAGGGUGAAGGAGCUGAUGUAACAGGAAUUGAAGUAGUCAUUCCAAAACGGAAAACUUGGGACAAAGUGGCCGUUCUGCAGGCUCUCGCGUCCACAGUAAACAGGGAUACCACAGCUGCCCCUUACGCAUUUCAGGACGAUCCUUACCUCAUACCAACAUCCUCUGUGGAAUCACGUUCAUUUUUAUUGGCAAAGAAGUCUGGGGAGAAUGCGGCAAAGUUUAUUAUUAAUUUACAUCCCAAAUAUUUUCAGAAGGACAUAGCUGAACCUCAUAUACCGUGUUUAAUGCCCGAGUGCUUUGAACCUCAAAUUGAAGACAUAAGCGAAGCCGCCCUGAAGGAACGGAUCAAGCUCCAAAAAGUCAAAGCAUCAGUGGACAUGUUCGAUCAGCUGCUGCAAGCAGGAACCACUGUAUCUCUGGAAACAACAAAUAGUCUCUUGGAUUUAUUGUGUUACUUUGGUGACCAAGAGCCCCCAGCUGAUAAUCAUUUUCAACAAAGUGAAAAAUCAGAAGAGUUGGAAGAGGCCUCAGAGGAAGAUCCUAAGAAAUCUAAGAAGAAGGCUGGUCAGCAGCUUGGAGCUACUUGGAGAGCAAAAAACAAUGCUGAGAGAAUCUUUGCUCUGAUGCCAGAGAAAAAUGCACAUUCCUACUGCACCAUGAUCCGAGGAAUGGUGAAGCACCGAGCUCCUGUGCAGGCAUUAAACUUGUACACCGAGUUAUUAAACAACAGGCUUCAUGCCGAUGUACACACCUUCAAUUCACUGAUUGAGGCAACGGCAAUGAUGAAUGAGAAAUAUGAGGAAAAAUGGAAUAAUAUGUUGGAGCUGCUGAAACAAAUGGCUGUGCAGAAGGUGCAACCAAAUCUACAGACUUUUAAUACCAUUCUGAAAUGCCUGCGAAGGUUUUAUGCAUUUGGAAGAUUGCCAGCCUUGCAGACCUUACGUGAAAUGAAAGCCCUCGGAAUAGAACCCUCACUUGCAACAUAUCACUAUAUUAUUCAGCUGUUUUAUCAACAUGAAAGCCCUUCAAAAGGAUCGUCCCUUGUGAUCUAUGACAUCAUGAAUGAACUAAUGGGAAAGAAGUUUUCCCCACAGGACCCAGAUGAUGAUAUGUUUUUUCAGUCAGCCAUGAGAGUUUGCUCGUCUCUCAAAGAUCUAGAACUUGCUUACCAAGUACAUGGCCUUUUAAACACUGGCGACAACUGGAAAUUCAUUGGACCCAGUCAUCGGCGUAACUUCUAUUAUUCCAAGUUCUUCAAUUUGCUCUGUCUGAUGGAACAAAUUGAUGUCACCUUGAAAUGGUAUAAGGACCUCAUACCUUCCGUCUUCCUUCCUCAUUCCCAAGUACUGAUAGAUCUUCUCCGAGCACUGGAUGUGGCCAACAGGCUAGAAGUGAUUCCUCAAAUUUGGAAAGAUAGUAAAGAAUAUGGUCACACUUUUCGCAAUGACCUGAAGAAAGAAAUUCUGAUGCUCAUGGCGAGGGAUCAGCACCCACCAGAGCUUCAGGUGGCGUUUGCUGACUGCGCUGCAGAUAUCAAGUCUACUUACGAGAGUCAAGACGCCAGGCAGACCGCCCCUGACUGGCCAGCCAGCUCUCUGAACUGCAUAGCUGUCCUCUUCCUACGGGCCGGCAGAACCCAGGAAGCCUGGAAGAUGUUGGGGCUCUUCAGGAAGCAUAAUAAGAUCCCUAGAAACGAGUUGCUGAAUGAGUUUAUGGACAGUGCAAAAGCAUCCAACAGCCCUGCCCAGGCCAUUGAGAUAGUGAAGCUGGCAAGUGCCUUCAGCUUGCCUGUUUGUGAGGGCCUCACCCGGAGGGUUAUGACGGACUUUGUGAUCAGCCAGGAACAGAAGGAAGCGCUGGAACACCUAACUGCACUGGCCUCUGACAGUGAUAGUGACAGCAGCAGUGACAGCGAUGGUGACAUCAGUGAAGGCAAAUGAAAUGGGCCAAUCAGGAGCAGCUGUGGCCUAGCAUGAGAUGUUACUAUUUAACUGUGAUAUGAAUUAAGCAAGAAUACAGGUUUGGUGAACUUUGAAAUAGUUGAUACAGCACUGGCUUAUUUUAAGGUUAAAUUCCAUAUCCGAUGCCUACUGAACCGUCCACUCCAGGUUUACCAUUCAUGCAGAGCAGCCCCGUUCUCAGUUCUGCAGAUGCACGGGUCCUGGUUUCGGCAUAAGCUCUGCACACCUGCGGUGUGUGCCCGCUGACGUCACACUGCCGUCAUCGGCGUGGUUCGCCCUCCCGUUCUGAACUUGAGUUUUUGUUUGGCUGAUGCUAUGACAUUGGCACCUACAUAUUUUAAAGAAGGUGUCUAAAGGAGGUUUGCCUACAAUUAUGUCACAAUAUUGAUUUGGGGUCAGUGGUAUCCCAAUUUCACAGAUAUUUAUGUGGGGAAAAAUUGUACAUCUUAGGACAAAAUGACAAUGGUGGGAGUUAAGGCUGCACAGCUGGGAAAAUGAAGGCUGUAAAUAAAUAUUGGAAUUAAUGGCA